AUGAGAAUAGAAAAGUGUUGGUAUUGUUCAGGCAAUAUAUAUCCAGGGCAUGGUAUAUUUUUCAUACGAAAUGAUUGUAAUGUUUUUAAAUUUUGUAGAAGUAAAUGUCACAAACAUUUUAAAGCUAAACACAAUCCUCGUAAAGUAAAGUGGACUAAGAUAUACAGAAAAGAAAGGAAUAAAGAAUUAAGUUAUGAUAAAACGUUUGAUUUUGAAAAGAUUAGAAAUGAACCUAUUAAGUAUGAUAGAGAUAUAUAUAUAAAAACUAUUAACGCAAUAAAAAAAAUUGAUACAAUUAAAGAGAAAAGGAAAAUGAGAUUUUAUAAAAAUCGUAUUAUAGAAGCGUCUGAUAAAAAUAUGAACUUAUCAUUAAAUUAUAUUAAGAAGAAUCCAUUACUUCUGAAAAAUACAGAGUAUGAAAAUGUUAUACAAGAAUUAACUUUAAAUAAACAAGAACGAGAUGAUACAUUAAUAAUUAAAAAUACGUUUGAAGAUGAUCAUAUUAUAUUUACUAAAAAUAAUCAAGAUAUCAAAUAUAAAGCAGAUAUAACUACCAUCUCAGAUAAGGAG
This is a messenger RNA of Plasmodium reichenowi, 570 nucleotides long. Its product is annotated as 60S ribosomal subunit protein L24-2, putative. The record is from RefSeq and is a predicted model, not a curated record. Lineage: Eukaryota; Apicomplexa; Aconoidasida; Haemosporida; Plasmodiidae. Gene Ontology annotation, biological process: ribosomal large subunit biogenesis. The annotation marks the transcript as partial. Gene Ontology annotation, cellular component: nucleolus. The transcript has 2 exons.